Arabidopsis thaliana (thale cress) is the source of this 3238-nucleotide messenger RNA. RefSeq names its product pantothenate kinase 2 (gene PANK2). Lineage: Eukaryota; Viridiplantae; Streptophyta; Magnoliopsida; Brassicales; Brassicaceae. The transcript has 20 exons. Gene Ontology annotation, molecular function: ATP binding; pantothenate kinase activity. Bases 190 to 2541 code for a protein of 783 amino acids. Gene Ontology annotation, biological process: coenzyme A biosynthetic process. The record is from RefSeq and is marked reviewed.
UUAGCAAAAGCUCGAACAGUUUACUUCUUUACCCUGGAAAGUCUUAUCAUCAUCAGUUCGUGUCGUUUGACUUUUUAAACUUUGCAAGGAAGGGUUUUGUGGUGGUUUGGGAGAAUUAGGCAAUUGUUGGUGAUCCGAUUUUUCUGGGUUUGGUUGGGUUCCUUUUUUAUUUUUUAAUAAAAAAAAAAAAUGGCGGGUCAAGAGGAUGAGUAUGAUCCAAUUCUUGACAAUAAAAGAGAAGCUGAAGCAAAAUCUCAGGUUUCUGUUGCUGCUGAUAAAAAUAUGGCUCCUUCUACUUCUGGUACUCCGAUCCACAGAUCAGGCUCUAGACCUCAGCUUGAUCUAAGCAAAGCCGAAAUUCAGGGGAACCUCGAGGAGAGAGAUCCCACCAUUUUAUUGCCUAAUCAGUCUGAUGAUAUCUCUCAUUUGGCUCUUGAUAUCGGAGGUUCUUUGAUAAAGUUGUUGUAUUUUUCACGACAUGAGGACUACUCUAAUGAUGAUGAUAAGCGGAAGAGGACGAUCAAGGAGAGAUUGGGUAUUACCAAUGGCAACUUGAGAAGUUAUCCUGUUCUUGGUGGUAGACUUCAUUUUGUCAAGUUUGAGACUCACAAAAUUAAUGAGUGCUUGGAUUUUAUUCAUUCCAAGCAGCUUCAUCGCCGAGAUCCUUAUCCUUGGAGUUCAAAGACCUUGCCUUUGGGGACUGGUGUUAUCAAGGUCACAGGUGGCGGGGCAUUUAAAUUUGCAGACUUGUUCAAGGAACGGCUGGGCGUUAGUAUUGAGAAAGAAGAUGAAAUGCAUUGUCUUGUUUCUGGAGCAAAUUUUUUGCUCAAGGCUAUUCGACAUGAAGCCUUUACGCACAUGGAGGGUGAGAAAGAAUUUGUACAGAUAGAUCCCAAUGACUUGUAUCCUUAUCUUCUUGUGAACGUUGGAUCUGGUGUUAGCAUAAUCAAGGUUGAUGGUGAAGGAAAGUUUGAACGUGUGAGUGGAACUAAUGUUGGCGGUGGUACCUAUUGGGGCUUAGGAAGACUUCUAACGAAGUGCAAGAGUUUUGAUGAAUUGCUAGAACUCAGCCAAAAGGGAGAUAAUAGUGCCAUUGACAUGCUCGUUGGUGAUAUUUAUGGUGGCAUGGAUUACUCCAAGAUUGGUCUCUCUGCUUCAACAAUAGCUUCUAGUUUUGGCAAGGCGAUAUCUGAAAAUAAGGAACUGGACGAUUACAGACCUGAAGAUAUUUCCUUGUCUCUGUUGCGGAUGAUUUCAUACAAUAUUGGGCAGAUAUCGUACUUGAAUGCCCUUCGCUUUGGGUUGAAGCGAAUAUUUUUUGGAGGAUUUUUCAUAAGGGGUCAUGCAUAUACCAUGGAUACAAUUUCAUUUGCUGUACAUUUCUGGUCUAAGGGAGAGAUGCAAGCUAUGUUCUUGAGACAUGAAGGUUUUCUGGGUGCUCUAGGUGCGUUCAUGAGCUAUGAGAAGCACGGAUUGGAUGAUUUAAUGUCCCAUCAGUUGGUUGAGAGGUUCCCAAUGGGUGCACCAUAUACUGGAGGAAAUAUUCACGGACCACCACUCGGUGAUUUGGACGAGAAGAUUUCGUGGAUGGAGAAGUUUGUGCGUAGAGGAACUGAAAUAACUGCUCCUGUACCAAUGACUCCAUCAAAAACGACUGGGCUUGGAGGGUUUGAAGUUCCAUCAUCCAGAGGUAGUGCUUUAAGAUCUGACGCCAGUGCUUUAAAUGUUGGUGUUCUCCAUCUUGUGCCCACAUUGGAGGUGUUCCCAUUACUAGCUGAUCCGAAAACGUAUGAGCCUAACACGAUUGAUCUAUCAGAUCAAGGCGAACGAGAGUACUGGCUCAAAGUUUUGUCCGAGCAUUUGCCAGACCUCGUUGAUACGGCUGUAGCAAGUGAAGGAGGAACCGAGGAUGCGAAAAGGCGGGGUGAUGCUUUUGCUCGUGCUUUUUCUGCUCAUUUGGCAAGAUUAAUGGAGGAGCCAGCUGCAUAUGGAAAGCUGGGGCUGGCAAAUCUCUUGGAACUUAGGGAAGAAUGCUUAAGAGAAUUCCAGUUUGUUGAUGCCUAUAGAAGCAUCAAGCAAAGGGAGAACGAGGCAUCACUUGCUGUUUUACCUGAUUUACUUGAGGAGCUUGAUUCGAUGAGCGAGGAGGCAAGGUUGCUUACACUUAUAGAAGGUGUUCUUGCUGCAAACAUAUUUGACUGGGGAUCUCGAGCAUGUGUGGAUCUAUAUCACAAAGGAACCAUUAUUGAAAUAUACAGAAUGAGUCGCAACAAGAUGCAGAGACCGUGGAGGGUAGACGAUUUUGAUGCUUUCAAAGAAAGGAUGCUUGGAUCUGGAGGUAAGCAGCCUCAUCGACAUAAAAGAGCAUUACUUUUUGUUGAUAACUCGGGAGCAGAUGUCAUUCUUGGGAUGCUUCCUCUUGCUCGAGAGUUUCUCCGUCGAGGGACUGAAGUUGUUCUAGUGGCAAACUCUCUUCCUGCUCUUAACGACGUGACCGCUAUGGAACUGCCUGAUAUAGUCGCUGGGGCUGCUAAGGUUUAACUUUCGAUUCUGUGCAGUGUUUAUGAUGUUCUUUCAUGUAACUAACUCUUUUGUUCGGUCUUUACUCUUGAAGCACUGUGACAUCUUGAGGAGAGCGGCAGAAAUGGGAGGCUUACUUGUGGAUGCGAUGGUAAAUCCAGGGGAUGGAUCAAAGAAGGAUUCAACGUCAGCACCAUUGAUGGUUGUUGAAAAUGGAUGUGGAAGUCCUUGUAUCGACCUCAGACAAGUCAGCUCUGAGCUUGCAGCCGCUGCCAAAGACGCUGAUCUUGUAUCUACAAAACCUUCUCUGUUUUCUACCUGACAUAAACUUCAAACACAUCAAAAAAGAGAAGCUUUGUUCUUUAUUUGAUGUUUAACAAUAUUGCAGGUUGUCUUGGAAGGUAUGGGAAGAGCACUUCACACCAACUUCAACGCUCAAUUCCAAUGCGAGGCUCUCAAGCUAGCAAUGGUUAAAAAUCAGAGAUUGGCUGAGAAGUUGAUAAAAGGAAACAUAUAUGAUUGUGUAUGCAGAUACGAGCCUCCCUCGCUUUAACAAUGUUAUGUAUCAUUUCUUCAACCUUUAGACUACUGUUGUAUACAGAUUAAGCAUUCGUCAUGUGGCAUAUGUAUUUUUAUUUAGACUACACUUUUACUGUAUAAAAUUGUAUUUGAAUGAAUCAAAAUCACUUGCUAUAAAGAGCAUCAUGAGGGUUCAGUU